This is a messenger RNA of Scheffersomyces coipomensis, 3261 nucleotides long. RefSeq lists its product as uncharacterized. NCBI's taxonomy places the organism in Eukaryota, Fungi, Ascomycota, Pichiomycetes, Serinales, Debaryomycetaceae. Gene Ontology annotation, molecular function: DNA-binding transcription factor activity, RNA polymerase II-specific; RNA polymerase II cis-regulatory region sequence-specific DNA binding. Gene Ontology annotation, cellular component: transcription regulator complex; PcG protein complex; chromatin. The transcript has a single exon. The coding region runs from base 246 to 3248 and encodes 1000 amino acids. The record is from RefSeq and is a predicted model, not a curated record. Gene Ontology annotation, biological process: regulation of transcription by RNA polymerase II.
CAGGUCCAACUUCAUCAAGUUCUAUCCCAAGUAUUGGUAACAGUAAUAACAAUAAUUCUAAUAAUAAUAAUAACAUAUCAUCAUCUUCAUCUUCAGAAGAUCCUCUUUCAACUUCAAGAAAUAAUCUAUCUCAAUCAAGUUUCUUAUUCAAUCCUGGUAGACAAGAUUCCAUAAGUGCUUUAUUAAAUAAUUAUCCUUCAAACGCCAAUCGUUCAAGUUAUACCACCAAUAAAGAAAAUUUAACCAUGGUAAAUAAUCAGAAUCAAUCAAAUACUAAUAAUAGUAAUAGUAAUAACUCUUAUUCGAGUUAUUUCAGAGAUUCAUUGCCUCCAUCAUCGUUUAAUCAGCAGCAACAACAACAACAACAACAACAACUUCAUCAAUUUCAACAACAACAGCAAUAUCAACAACUCCAACAACAAGCUCAACAGCAAGCUCAACAACAACAGCAACAACAACUGAUUCCUGUUAUAAGACCAAGAGGUGAUAGUAUUUUCUUACCACCACCCAUCAAUUCUCAACUAAGACUGACUAAUACUAGCGAUAAUUACGAUAAUAAUAAUAAUAGUAACAAUAAUUCCGGAUCUUCAGCAAAUAAUGCUAGUAAUUCAUUUUCUUCAAGAUCAAACAGUAUAUUUUCAUCAUUAAUCCAAUUACCUAAUUCAGCAGGAAACUCCAUAAGUGAACAAUCCAAUAAUGGAAAAUUAAAUUCAUCAAAUAACAAUAAUAAUAAUAAUAAUAACUCCAAUAAUACCGCUGGCGGUCCAAGACCAAGACAAUUAUCUAUAUUUCCAUCUUUAUCCCAACAAGGUAUGCAAGAACCAUUCUCGAUUGAAGAUUUGGAAAAUUUGAUCAAUAAAGAAAGUUUAGGUAAUUUAAUGUCAUGGCAACAACAACAACAACCCGAUUCAAAAUCAAGUAUAUCAGGUGGAACUCCAAGUGGUACUAGAUCAAAGUUUGGUUCUAUAGAUUUAUCCAUGUGGAAUGAUAAUAACAAUAAUAAUAAUUUCUCAAAUCAAAAUAGUAUAGUUGGUGUACCAAAUAAUGGAUCUAUUAGUGGAUUUAAUGGUAGUUUGGGUGAUUUUAUAGCGGGAAUGAUAUCAAAUGGUAGUAUUGAUUUAAGUGGAAUAAAUGGUCAAAGAAGAGAUUCUAUAUUGAAAUUUGUUAAUGAUCUGCAAACUUUUAGAAAUCAAAGAAUUCCAAGUACAGAAUUAGAUAAAAAGAAUAAUUCAAAUAAUACCACUAAUACUCUUCCAACCGUCAAUCCUUUAGGUACUAAUACCAAGUUAAGAGAAGAUAUCUUUUCCAAAGAUCAAUCAUCAUCUACAAAUCAUAAUAAUAAUAAUCAAUCUGCAUCUGAUCCAUUAGCACCUGCUCCAAAUCAAACUGAUCUGAAAUUGAAUGAUAAUUCUAAAAAGUCGAAAAAUACUAAGAAGAAGAAUUCUCCUUCGAGUUCAGCAGGUAAUUCAACUAAUAAUAGUAACAAAUUAUCAGUCCCUGAUAAAGAUCAUUUAUCUCCAACUUCAUCCAUGUCUUCAAGAGCUUCUGGUAAAUAUAAUGAUGAACCUCAAUCUCCAAAGACAAGUCCUUCAAGCUAUAAUUCUAGACUUCAACAACAACAACAAUACGGAAAUUAUCAACAACGUCCACCACCUGGAACUCAAUCUCAUCCUUCAAUGUAUAAUUCUCAACAACAACCUCAACCGUUACCUCAACCAAUGGCACCGCAAAGAAUGUUUGAUAAUUAUCAAAUUCCAACUCAAAAUCAAAAUCAAUACUAUAAUCCAAAUUAUGCAUCUCCAAAUCAAUUCCAAUCUUUACCUCCUAACGCAACUAUUAGAAAUCAACCACCUCCAGCUCCAACUCAACCUCUGGCUAAUUAUUUUUCAUCUCCUCAACAAAUUGCAUACCAUCAACAAUUUUUAUCACCAACUAGUUUCCAACAACAGCAACCAUCACAACCUCAACAACAGCAACAACAAAAGCCAUCCAAACCAGCUAAACAAACGAAAGCAAAACAAGCUAGAAAACCAUCUCAAACAAGAAAAUCACGUCAAAAGAAUGAAGCUAAUAUUGACCAAUCAAUUGUUCCUACUCCAAGUAAAACUAAUGAAACUUUGGUAACAGCUCAACAAUAUGUUAAAUCGGAAGAUGGUCGUCCAUUAGUUGGUGCAACAAAAAUUGAUCAAUUGAUGCUUGUUAUACAAGCCCGUGAUAAAGGUAUAACUAAUCAAAUUCAACAAGCUCCCGAUGGUAGUAUUUUAGGUUCUCCUAAUUUUUCAACUGAUAAAUCUGGUAAAGAUACUAGUGUUUUACCACGUCCUGUUAAUCUUGUUGGAGGUGUUGAUAAACCUACCAAGAGAUCAAUUAGUGAUUUUGAAGAUGAUGAUGAUGAUGAAAAUGGUGAUGAUGAUGAUGAACUUGAUGAAAAUGGUAAUCCUAAACAUGGUGGUAAGAGAAGAAAACAUAAGACUCAACAAUGUCCUCAUUGUUUCAAGACAUUUACUCAAUCAACUCAUUUAGAUGUUCACAUUAGAUCUCAUAUUGGAUAUAAACCAUUUGAAUGUAGUUAUUGUCAUAAAAAGUUUACUCAAGGAGGUAAUUUAAGAACUCAUUUAAGAUUACAUACUGGAGAAAAGCCAUUCCCUUGUGAUAUUUGUGAUAGAUCAUUUAAUCGUAAAGGUAAUUUGGCUGCUCAUAAGUUAACUCAUGAAAAAUUAAAACCAUUUGAAUGUAAAUUGGAUAAUUGUGAUAAAUCAUUUACUCAAUUAGGUAAUUUGAAAUCUCAUCAAAAUAGAUUCCAUUUAAAUACUUUGAAUAUGUUAACUCAAAAAUUAGCUCAAUUAAGUGGACCAGCUGUGAAUCUGUUACCAAAUGAAGAACGUGAAUUAUUAUUAUACUUUAAAGAUUUAUAUAAAAAUUCAAAUAAGGGUAUUAGAGGUAGAGGGAAGCAAAAGCAAUCUUCUAAUGAUUCAGGUUCAUCUCCGGAUGAUUCCAAUGCACCUACUUCAAACUCAAAUUCAGCUUAUAUCGGGAGUUCAACCAGUCCAUCUAAUAUGAAUCAAUUUAGAUUACAACCUCAAUCACCUCAACAACUGCAACUGCAACAACAUCUUCAACAAACUUUACCCCGUCAGAUCAUGCAACCUUCCAAUGCCAAUCAUUCUCAAGCUCAAUUUCCUAAUCAGCAAUCAAUGGAUUUCAUGAGUAAUCAAUUAGCAGGAUCCAUUAAUGGUUAUAGAAAUUAAAUGCCGACAUAUU